This is a messenger RNA of Alnus glutinosa, 1229 nucleotides long. RefSeq names its product expansin-A11. The coding region runs from base 65 to 835 and encodes 256 amino acids. The record is from RefSeq and is a predicted model, not a curated record. Gene Ontology annotation, biological process: plant-type cell wall organization. NCBI's taxonomy places the organism in Eukaryota, Viridiplantae, Streptophyta, Magnoliopsida, Fagales, Betulaceae. Gene Ontology annotation, cellular component: extracellular region. The transcript is spliced from 3 exons.
UUGGAAAGUACAAAAAAAAAAUAUAUAGGUACAUUCCCCACCCUCUCCAUUGGGCUACCAAGAAAUGGCGAAAAUCGCUUGUGUGUCAGCAAUCUUGCUUGGAUUGUGCUAUUUUUCUAUCCAUGCCAAUGCAUUUUCACCUUCUGGGUGGGCUAAAGGACAUGCUACCUUCUAUGGCGGUAGCGAUGCCUCAGGAACUAUGGGAGGAGCUUGUGGGUACGGGAACUUGAAUUCCACAGGGUAUGGGACUAGGACUACAGCUUUAAGCACUGCAUUGUUCAACGAUGGAGCUUCAUGUGGACAGUGCUACAAGAUCAUAUGUGAUUAUCAAACUGACCCUCGAUGGUGUAAGAAGGGAGUAUCCGUGACAGUCACUGCAACAAACUACUGCCCUCCGAACUAUGAUCUUCCAAGCAACAAUGGCGGGUGGUGCAAUCCACCUCUCCAGCAUUUCGAUAUGGCUCAGCCUGCCUGGGAAAAGAUUGGCAUUUACCGUGGAGGGAUCGUGCCCGUGUUAUUCCAAAGGGUUCCAUGCAAGAAGCAUGGUGGGGUUAGAUUCACCAUAAAUGGAAGAGAUUACUUUGAGCUUGUUUUGAUUAGCAAUGUGGGAGGGGCUGGAUCUAUUCAAUCUGCAUACAUCAAAGGCUCAGGAACUGGUUGGAUGGCAAUGUCAAGAAACUGGGGUGCUAAUUGGCAAUCCAAUACCUAUCUCAAUGCCCAAUCUCUGUCCUUCAGGGUCACCACUACUGAUGGAGAAACCAAAUUGUUCCAAAACAUCGUGCCAUCAAAUUGGGCUUUUGGCCAAACCUUCUCCAGCGCUGUACAAUUCAGCUGAAAACAUGCAGUUCAGGGUUCAAGGUUUAGGGCAGAGGCGUGCUUACUAUUUUCCUGAAGCAGCCCGCCACUCUUUUUCGGAUCGUCUAAUGAGGUGGUUACCGGCGUACAGUUCUGGCUGGCGGUUGAGAUGAUAGGCAAACCCAUGAACCCAAGUCUAGCUGUUAGCUUUGUGCAUUUUUGAACCAAGAAGGCAUUAGGCUUGCCCCUAUAUAUGUGUGGAUGUUGCAUUUAUUUGUUCAUUUUGUUGUACACCAAUAAGAAGCGCAGUGAAAAUGGAGCUUCAGUAUGUAGAAAUAUUUAAAUUUACAAUUUAUAUUCUUGUAAUAUGAAUCCUAUUGUAAUAGUUAUACAUUCGGAAUUGAAGUUAAUUUCCUACGUACCUUUUUGCUUAA